Messenger RNA from Ruditapes philippinarum (Manila clam), 1076 nucleotides. Its product is annotated as E-selectin-like. The transcript is spliced from 3 exons. The record is from RefSeq and is a predicted model, not a curated record. Bases 168 to 1076 code for a protein of 302 amino acids. NCBI's taxonomy places the organism in Eukaryota, Metazoa, Mollusca, Bivalvia, Venerida, Veneridae.
UCUGUGACGUCAUUAAAUAGUAUGUUAUGUACAGUGGAUUUACAUAAUAUUGUAAACAGUAUGUGUUUACAUUUCAGGUGUUUGGGAACUAAAAUAGUGGUCAUUGUCGGCGCUUUUCAGAUGUUACAGUUAUUUGUUGCAGAUAAAAGUGAAGGCAGUCUUAAAGUAUGAAGUCGUCGAGUUGUCUUUUUGCAGCAAUGCUGUGCAGUGUGAUCGCGAUAUCUGUCACCAAAGCAGAUUGCGGGGAUCCACCAAGUAUUCCGAAUGCUACUAACAACGGUACUGCUACCUCGCCUUACCAACAAGAUACCACCAUACGCUAUGAUUGUGAACUCGGAUAUAAUCCAGUGGGAACCAGUCGCUUUUACACUUGUUCCGGUACAACAUGGACGGACGGAAACUUCCGGUGUGAACAAAUUUACUGUUCGCAUGUUGAAACACCAGAAAACGGACGAUUAGAGAACACGCCAACAUACGAAGUUGGUACAGUUAUUCAAUUUGCUUGUAAUGAAGGCCAUGCGAUGUCCGGUCAAAAUAAAAUGCUAUGUCGCAUAGAUGGUGAGUGGCUACCUUCAACGCCACCGACAUGUACCGCAAGGGAUUGUGGGGAAUUCGGGUCAAUACAAGACGCAGAUUUAUUCCAGGAUAACUCUUAUAUUGAAAGAAAUCACUAUGGUAGUGUCGUACAGGUCACGUGCCUUGAUGGGACGACUCUCAUAGGACCAUCACAAGUUAGAUGUCAAGCAAAUGGUGAAUGGGGAUUGAGGCCAACAUGUGAAGACGUGCAGUGUCCACCAUACCCAAAUACAAACUCGCCGUGUAUUUCAGAGUUACAAACUUUUGGUGUUUAUCUCUUUAUUAAUUGUAAGGAAGAUGUAUCUACACAUUUUGGACCAAAUGCUGCGGAGUGUAUAUCAGGUCAGUGGGAUACCACAGAGAUGGGAUGCUUAUGUGAUUGUAUAAUACCAGAGUUCAACUAUUCCCCUAUAACAUUUACAACUCUGAACAGCCACGGUAACCUGGCCCAUGCCACUGCAUUGGAAUGGACAUGCCAUACCGGACGGUCCAAAAUCUGA